Messenger RNA from Brassica rapa (field mustard), 1570 nucleotides. Its product is annotated as protein PIN-LIKES 3. Gene Ontology annotation, biological process: endoplasmic reticulum to cytosol auxin transport. The record is from RefSeq and is a predicted model, not a curated record. NCBI's taxonomy places the organism in Eukaryota, Viridiplantae, Streptophyta, Magnoliopsida, Brassicales, Brassicaceae. Gene Ontology annotation, cellular component: membrane.
CAAGAAAGAGGGUACAAAUCUGACUCGAGUCAUGCGGAUACCAAGUUGUGCAUAUUUAAUUAUAACCGUUAAAAUCAAACUAAUAUUCUAUAGAAUAAAAAUAUGAAAGUCUCAUCCCAUACCCAAGAAUAUGGAGUAAAGAGGCGACCACUGGCCAUCACGUGUGGAUUCUCUAGAGACGCAUAUUCUCUUUUAUAAAGAGAUAGAGUGUGCACAGGCCUGAGUGUGCAGGUAUUAGCUUUGGAGAAAUAAAAAGUGGAAGUAGAGAUGUUGAAGCUUUUGCAUCUGUUCAUAACUUCAUCAAAACCAGUGGUGGAGAUUCUGCUGAUAACAUCAGUUGGACUUUAUAUGGCUCUGGAUGGAGUCAAUCUUCUUGGUCCAGAUGCUCGCAAAUAUUUGAACGACAUUGUCUUUUAUGUGUUUAAUCCAUCGCUUGUUGGAAGCCGUUUAGCUGAUAGUGUUACAUAUGACAGCUUGGUGAAAAUGUGGUUCAUGCCGAUUAAUCUUCUGCUCACAUUCAUCAUUGGUUCGUUAUUAGGCUGGAUUGUUAUUCUCAUCACUAAGCCUCCAUCCAAUCUUCGUGGUCUCAUUGUUGGUUGUUGUGCUGCUGGUAACUUGGGAAACAUGCCAUUAAUCAUAAUCCCAGCUGUUUGUAAAGAUAAAGGAGGUCCAUUUGGAGAUCCUGAGAACUGCAACAAGUAUGGAAUGGGUUAUGUUGCACUCUCCAUGGCGAUGGGAUCAGUUUACAUUUGGACUUACGUUUACAAUAUUAUGCGUGUGCUAUCAAACUCUGUCAUUGAAACCCAACCUUCUAUUGAAUCCAACUGCAAAGUCCCCCUGAUCUCUUCCAGAGAAGAAGAAGAAGAUAACCAUAAGGUUGGGAGGUGGGACAGAUUCAAGAGAAGAAUGGUUUCACUGUCAGAGAAAGUCAACUUAAGUACAAUAUUUGCUCCAACAACUAUUGCUGCGAUAAUCGCGCUUGUGAUUGGUCUCAUUAAUCCUGUAAGGGAGCUAAUAAUCGGCAACGUAGCUCCUCUUGGAGUGCUUCAAGACUCAGUUACUCUAGUGGGAGAUGGAGCCAUUCCUGCUACGACCCUGAUCAUUGGAGGAAACCUACUCAAAGGUAUGAGGAGUUCAGGAAUGAAAAGAUCCAGCAUUGUUGGCGUCUUGGUUGCACGUUACAUUCUCCUGCCUAUAAGUGGUGUUUUAAUCGUUAGAGGAGCAUACAAGUUGGAUUUGAUUACCUCAGAACCGUUGUACCAGUUUGUUCUGCUCAUUCAGUAUGCUGUCCCACCAGCAAUGAGUCUAGGUACGAUAACUCAGUUAUUUGGAGCUGGGGAAAGUGAAUGCUCAGUGAUUAUGCUAUGGGCUUAUGGUUUGGCUUCGGUUUCACUCACUGCUUGGCCUACAUUUUUCAUGUGGCUUGUGGCUUAAGUCCCCACAGUUGCUAUGUGUAUGUUUUUUUCCAUUUAUUUAACAUUUGAAUUUCCAUCAUGUAUUAUUGAAGACCAUGAUUAUAGAAUAGAUAUAUGCUAAAGGUAAGAGGGUUCAUAGUGCGAGAAGCACACUA